Molecule: messenger RNA, 4139 nt
Organism: Trifolium pratense (red clover)
Lineage: Eukaryota; Viridiplantae; Streptophyta; Magnoliopsida; Fabales; Fabaceae
Product: pentatricopeptide repeat-containing protein At1g64100-like
Exons: 3
Coding region: 154-1824 (556 amino acids)
Cellular component (GO): chloroplast
Molecular function (GO): protein binding
Source: RefSeq, a predicted model, not a curated record
AAAAAAAUACAUACUGCAUUUUAGUAUUUACAUGACAUUAUUAUUAUUAUUAUAUUUUAAUUGUAAUUUAAAGGGAGAAAAACCAGUGUACAGUAUUAGGAGCGACAAGAGGAAGAAGAAGAAGAAAGGUUGUGUUGAUUUUGCAAAUUGAGGAUGCUAAAUCCAAUUCGAAGGUAUGCCGCCAUUCCCAAUUUGUAUGGUCAUUUCCGACGCCAUUAUGCGAAGAAAUUAUUAUCUUGUGGCUUUAACAAUAAUGUAGAUGAUGCCGUUACUUGUUUCAAUCGCAUGAUUCGUGCUCUUCCUCCACCACCCAUUUCUCAUUUUGACAAACUUUUAGGUGCUAUUGUCAGGAUGGGACAUUAUCCCACUGCUAUUUCACUCUUUACUCAACUUCAAUUUAGGGGAGGAGAUAUCUCCCCUUCAAUUGCUACUUUCACCAUCUUGAUCAAUUGUUACUGUCAUCAAUCUCACAUGACUUUAGCUUUUUCAUUAUUGGGUACCAUUCUCAAGACUGGCUAUCAACCUAAUUUGGUCACUUUCAAUACAAUUAUCAAUGGUUUUUGUGUCAAUGGUAUGAUCUUUAAAGCUUUAAACUUUUAUCAAAACCUAUUAGCCCAAGGUUAUCUUUUUGAUCAAUUUACAUAUGGGACUUUAAUCAAUGGGUUAUGCAAAAAUCGCCAAAUUACAGCUGCCCUUCAUUUGCUACAAGAGAUGGAGGAACAAUCCAUUCAACCCAAUCUAGUAAUGUUUAGUGCACUCAUUGAUGGACUGUGCAAAGAUGGACUUGUCACCGAUGCACUUAGUUUGUCUUCUCGAAUUGCUGACAGGGGAAUUUUACUUGAUGUUGUCACAUACAACUCUCUAAUUGAUGGUUGUUGUAGUCUGGGUCGAUGGCAAGAUGUAAAUCAAUUACUAACCAAAAUGGUGCGGGAAAAAAUUGAUCCGGACGAUUAUACCUUUAACAUAUUGAUUGAUGCAUUAUGUAAACAAGGAAGGAUCUUAGAAGCACAAGGUGUGCUUGUGAUGAUGAUGAAAAGAGGCGAGAAACCUGACGUUGUUACUUACAAUGCUAUGAUGGAUGGGUAUUGUUUAAGAAAAAAUGUUAAUGAUGCAAAAGAACUAUUCAAUAGAAUGGUCAAAAGAGGUUUGGAACCUGAUGUCUUGAAUUAUAAUGUCUUGAUUAACGGUUAUUGUAAGGCUGAAAUGGUUGAUGAAGCCAUGGUUCUCUUUAAAGAGAUAUGUCAUAAAAAUUUAGUCCCUUCUAUUGCUACUUACAAUUCUCUUAUUGAUGGCUUGUGCAAUUCGGGAAGAAUAUCAGACGUGCAAGAUCUUCUUGGUGAAAUGCGUGAUAGUGGUCAAUCCCCUGACGUUAUCACUUACAAUAUAUUGUUAGAUGCUUUUUGCAAAACUCGACCUUUUGAUGAGGCAAUCUCUUUAUUUCGGAAGACUGUUCAAGGAAUUUGGCCUGAUUUUUACACAAACUGUGCGAUUGUUGAUAAUUUGUGCAAAAGUGAAAAGUUGAAGAUUGCAGAAGAUGCUAUUCAACAUCUUUUGAUGCAUGGCUGUCCUCCAAAUGUACGAACAUAUACUAUUAUGAUCAAUGCAUUUUGCAAAGAUGACUCUUUGGAUGAAGCUAUGGUCUUACUUUCCAAAAUGGAUGACAAUGAUUGCCCCCCUGAUGCUGUAACUUUUGAAACAAUUAUUGGUGCACUGCUAGAGAAAAAUGAGACUGAUAAGGCAGAGAAACUUUGUCAAGAAAUGAUUGCCAGAGGUCUAGUUAAUGUUGAAAAAAGGUUGAUGCGUGGACAGGGAGGGAGUUUGUGAUGGAUGAACUUGUCAUUUAUGUUCUAUUUUCAUACGACAACCAGUGCGAGUCAAGAUUUGCAUGUGUGGGCCAAUCUAGACUGUGAAGGUCGAAACAGUUAUGCAAGCAGAAUAUAGACUUUCCAAUGUCAAAUAUUGGAUUUUAUGUGGUCAGUGGUUGAUUGGAGUCAAGCAUCAACCAGAGUUACACUGUAUUCUUCCCUGCCAGUUCUGGCCUUCAAUCUGGUAGCCUUCUCUGCUUCCAUUAUUCUCAUGACCUUUACUCUACCCUGCAUUUUUCCUUUCCUCUAAGCUAGUAAAUACUGCAUUUGAUUGCUUUCAAUUAGAUGGUCUCAUGUUUUUUACACGUUUCAUUCAUAAAAAGUAAAACCUGAGGAUUAGAUUUGUUAUGAUGCAUGUGAUGUGCUAUUUACUUGUAGGCUCACUUUAUUCUGAGAAAGCUUCACCUUUUGAGCUAAAAUCCUGUGAUCCGUCGUAUUCUCUGGAGAAAUGCACUCCCAUCACCAAGGAAAGCGUAGAUUACUUGAUUUCUCAUCCCUGGAGCUUGUGAAGAUUCAGUGCAUUGCCUCUUUGACUUUGCCCGAGAUAUGUGAGCAUUGAGCAGCAGAUUUGGAGUUCGACUAACUAGAAACGUCCAGCAUAGUAGCUGCUUGGAAUCCCGGCAACAAAACAAAACAAUGCUUAUAAUGUAAAAACAACCCAAAUAAACCAUAAAAAAGGAUUAUUGAGAAGCAGGUAAUAAAUUUGAUUCGUUUUUAAUGCUUUUCUAGUAAAUAAAAUGAUAUACUCCGGAGGAAGAAUAGCUUUGAGGUUCUGUGAACUUGUGAGAGGACCCAGGAGUUAACAUAGAAUAUUCAUUCAUUUAUUUGUAGGUAUUUGUUUAUUUUGUUUGUAUAGCAUGCUCAGGACAAUGGUGUGUACUGAUUAAAAUAAUAAAUAGAUCCGUUGCGACUUGUGAAUGUAACUCCAGUUCUGUAAUUUGAGUUCUCAAUAACACUUUUGGUAGACAUAAAAUCGCAUCUAAUUCACUGAUUCACACUUGCUUUUCAUACUGAUUGGAUUUUGUAGGCUGUACAGGUUAUUUACAUUUUUCUGUAGCGUCGUAUGAUAUGUUACCAUUAUUCUUUGACUGCCUAAUCAGAACUGGAGGUAUCUGGCUUCAUGGAAGAAUAGAAAAGUUCAUUCAUGGUUUUCUCAAUUCUAGUUCUGCCUGUCUUUUACACAGAAAAGGAUUCUCUCAAUUUUUUCACAUGUUUUCUCAAGUUUUAAAUCUCAACUCUUAACUAAUAUUUCUUUCUCUCUUUUUCAACAUGAGAGGAUCCUAGUCGCUUUUACACCAUGAUUCUUUAAAAAAAUAUUGUCAUAUUUUUUUCAGGAACUUUAAGAUUCAUGGAAAAAGCUAGUAUUAGUCCGCCUUCUUUCAGUAAUGUUUGGCCGAGUACCUGAAAAAAAUAAAUCAUUUUUCACCAAGCCGUUCAAUCAUCUCUUUUGUGUAAGGGGUCUGUUUUUCUCAUCCUCAACAUUGGUUCAGAUUUAUGGUUCCGGAAAAAUCAGUAAAUUUAUAGUAGUGUUUACACUUUAGAUUCUCUAUUAAAUUGUACGGUCUUAGUGCACACUUUUGAAAACGAGAAUUGCUAAAUAGUACGAGUAACUUACGCAAGAAAAGACAGAACAUAGUGUGUUUCUAUUUUAAAGAAAUAAAAAAAAUAAAAUAUAAAGUCCAUGCUUUGCGGAAACACUAUCGCAUGUUUCUUUUUUGUGGAUUCGUACCAAUGAUCAUUUUCCUUUCAAAAAUAUACUUUCGGACUAUAAAUAAUAAUUGUACUUUUUGUCUAGAAGUAGCCGCAAGACACUAUCUCACAUUCAACAAUACACAGUAAGAAUGCAAGAUUGUAAUAAUUGUAACUGUAAUAUACUUAACCGUAACGUCUCCCUAAACCUAAACUCACCAAAUUCAUAGCCAAAAAAAAUGACCUCAAGGACAGGUUAUCUCAGCAUAUGCUCAUAAGCAUUCUAUCAAUUUAUAUAUCUAAAUUAUAUUCAAAAUUUAAUAUUGCAAAAGAAUAAAAAAUUCACGUGAGAAACAUUUGUGUUAAAUAUCUGCCAAUGCAGGUCCAAAAUGAUAAUUGCAGUAGAAGAAUUAAGAUAACAGAAAAAAUGAUCUAUUACUACCUGCACAGACAAUAGUACUUGUGUAUAAAUGAAAGACAAGAGAACAACCAAAUUAAAGGGAUAAAAACGAGAAGAAAAGUUGCAAGUUGCAACAUUACAAGCCCUUGAAAAAAAACCCAAAGAUCAUCCCUAACGGCAGCAGA